AUGUAUGUUAAUAUCCCUAAGUUUACCACCAUGACUGAAGAAUUGGUUUUGGAUGACAUUGCAGGUGAUUGAUGCUUUUCCGACUAAUGCAGAUGCACUAUCCAGUCGAAGCUUUUGCUGGGCUCAAUUGGAAACAGGUGAUGGUGCACUAGAAGAUGCUUUAAGUUGCAUUAGGCUAAGACCUGACUGGCCAGAGGCUUACUACAGGGCGGGUGUCGCAUGGAUGUUAUUGGAAGAUUUUGAGAAAGCUGCUGAUGCAUUUUAUGAUGGUUGGAAGUUGAAUCUUGAAGAUGAGGAGCUUGAACGUGCUUUUUGGGAGUCUGGUAGUCAGAACUCUGUACAUUUGUUCCUUGGUUUGAACAAGAUGGGGUUUUAAAAACAGAAGCAAUAAUCUAAUCUACUGAUUUUGAAUUUAAGCUUCUAACAUCACAUGCCUUUGUGUGAUCAGACAUUGAACGUGAUGCCAAUUUGGUAUAAUUUUCAUGAAGAGUUGCUUCAUUUUAGACUACAGGGAUAAUCUAAACUUGUUUCUAUGUUCUGAAUUCUGAUUUAGUGUUUAGUAGUUUCUUUUGGUAUAGCUGCAAUCCAUUUUCUCUUCACAAUAUUCUGCCAUGUAAUUAGUUGCUGGUAGCUAGUAGCUACAGGUCAAUGUAUUAUAUAUAAUCAAAUGAAAAAUUUAUU
Molecule: messenger RNA, 681 nt
Organism: Rubroshorea leprosula
Lineage: Eukaryota; Viridiplantae; Streptophyta; Magnoliopsida; Malvales; Dipterocarpaceae
Source: the annotation of a GenBank genome assembly